AUGCGCGUCUUCGCUGUCCUCGCCCUCGCCAUGCUCGCCGGCGCCUCGCCACUGCUGCGCCCUGUGAGCCCCACGACGCCAGAAGUGGCGCUGCCCAGCGCCCUAUGCUCGCCUUGCGUUCAGCUCGGCUCCCAGGGCAUCAACCUGCUGCUGAACUACCUUCUGAAUGCGGGUGUCGUGACUAGCUGUUCGAAGCUUUGCAGCCACCUGCCUGGCAAGGCGGAGCAGACUAUCUGCAACCUCGCCUGCGAUUUGGCAGGAAUCAAGGAGUUCGUGGACAUCCUGAACCACACGGACUUGGAUCCCAUCUACUUCUGCGAGCUCUUGACUCUCUGCCACGCUGGCCCGGACGACGCAUCGGCACGCAUUAUGGACAUCCAGGCCUCGCCGUCGACCAUCUCCAAGGGUGAAACCGUGAAGCUGUUGGCUGAUAUCAAUGUGACAAAGGCCCUCGGCGUAGGCGAGUUCCGUGUCGCCGUGCACGGCCCAGUCACUUCGCACAUCUCGGAUGGCUUUCUCCUGCCGAAGGGCCUCACUGAAGGUGCCAUGCAGCUGGGUGCAGAGCUGAAGGUAGAAGAUGACACCUCCGGCGAUGAGCCUGUGAUCUGGCGUCCAGGCACUUAUACCUUUGACAUCCACCUUUGCCAGGGCGAGUGUGGCUCGAAGCACCCGCACUCAAAGGACUUCGGCACGGCCACGGGCAACUUCACCUUGAAGGAUGCACUCAUGGUGGUGUGA
Molecule: messenger RNA, 738 nt
Organism: Symbiodinium sp. CCMP2592
Lineage: Eukaryota; Dinophyceae; Suessiales; Symbiodiniaceae
Source: the annotation of a GenBank genome assembly